Messenger RNA from Podarcis lilfordi (Lilford's wall lizard), 39582 nucleotides. The record is from the annotation of a GenBank genome assembly. Lineage: Eukaryota; Metazoa; Chordata; Lepidosauria; Squamata; Lacertidae.
AUGCGGUGCGUCUGGCUGCUGCUGGGGCUAGUGGUGGGCUUGGUGCUGAGAGGGGCUGCCGCCCCACCAGAAGACGCAAAUUCAAGAGUGGCAAUUUUGGUGGAAGGCGAUGAAGGCCCCGAGGAUGCAGCCAAGCAGGAGAUACAGGUGAGGAUGGAGAGCUGGUGGGGGCACACGAAUGAUUUGGUCCUUUAUAUCCUUUACAACCCGCCAUGCGGGUGGUGCUGUGGGUUAAACCACAGAGCCUAGGACUUGCCGAUCAGAAGGUCAGUGGUUCGAAUCCCCGUGACGGGGUGAGCUCCCAUUGCUCGGUCCCUGCUCCUGCCAACCUAGCAGUUCGAAAGCACGUCAAAGUGCAAGUAGAUAAAUAGGUACCACUCCGGUGGGAAGGUAAACAGCGUUUCCGUGCGCUGCUCUGGUUCGCCAGAAGUGGCUUAGUCAUGCUGGCCGCAUGACCCGGAAGCUGUACGCCGGCUCCCUCGGCCAGUAAAGCGAGAUGAGAGCCGCAACCCCAGAGUCAGUCACAACUGAACCUAAUGGUCAGGGGUCCCUUUACCUUUACCUUACCCUUGCAAUAGAAACUUGGGCACAGCUUGGGGGUUUAAAGGCAGCCUAGGCAGCUGUUUCACCUUAUGCUCUGGUUAUCUGCCGCUUGGACUACUGCCAUGCGCUCUACGUGGGGCAACCUUUGAAGGUGACCCGGAAACUACAACUAAUCCAGAAUGUGGCAGCUAGACUGGUGACUGGGUGCGGCUGCCAAGACCAUGUAACACCGGUCUUGAAAGACCUACAUUGGCUCCCAGUACGUGUUGGUGCUGACCUUGAAAGCCCUAAACGGCCUCGGCCCUGUAUACCUGAAGGAGCGUCUCCACCCCCAUCGUUCAGCCCGGACACUGAGGUCCAGCUCCGAGGGCCUUCUGGCUGUUCCCUCAUUGCGAAAAGCCAAGUUACAGGGAACCAGGCAGAGGGCCUUCUCGGUGGUGGCACCCGCCCUGUGGAACGCCCUCCCAUCAGAUGUCAAAGAGAUAAACAACUACCAGAUUUUUAGAAGACAUCUGAAGGCAGCCCUGUUUAGGGAAGCUUUUAAUGUUUAACAGAUUGCUGUAUUUUAAUACUUUGUUGGAAGCCACCCAGGGUGGCUGGGGAGACCCAGCCAGAUGGGCGGGGUAUAAAUAAAUUAUUAUUAUUAUUAUUAUUAUUAUUAUUAUUAUUAUUAGUCCAAGGGGUCUGUGUCCUGCCAGAGUCUCAAUGAGCCCCACCUAGCUGCUGUUUUCUAUACUAGAGGCAGCUUCCGAACUCAGUGCAGGGCUAGACCAUGCGCACAGCAGUAGCCUAACAAGGCAGUCUGGUUUAGGAUCAGACUUUUCCUUCUCAGAGAUGGGCUACCUGCCCAGGUGGACGAGCCCCAUCUGCCUCUCACUUCUUUCUACCACCUUCUUCUUUCCUUCUUUUAUUUUCGUUUUUUAUUUAUAUUUCCAAAUUUAUCCAUUUCGUUAGUUUCACUUUUUAUUUUAUUUUAAAAAGAUUCUUUAUUACAAAACAAUUUACAUAGAACGUAAAAAGAAAGAAAGACGGCAUAAACAGACCAUAGACACUGACAACACCUCAUUUGACCUUACAUACCCUUUAACUUCCGAUUCACCUCAUUGUGCUUUUUAUACCUUACUAGUCUAUACGCACUUCAUAUUUAUUAUUCUUUUCAGUUAAUUAUCAUGAAAAAUUUUUACUUCAUAAUUUCCUCAAACUUCAAGAUUCAAUCCAAAUCUGUCAGGAGAUUUGUGUCAUUACAGUGCCUUUUAAGAUAUUCUUUGAACAUUCUCCAAUCUUUACUAAAUUUCUGGUUAGAAUUGCCUCUUAUUCUCCCAGUCAUCCUUGCAAGUUCUGAAUAUUCUAUCAUCUUUGCCAAUCAGUUUUUGUGGGGUUUACAUCACCUUUCCAAUGUUUUGCUAUUAAAAUCCUCGCCGCUCUUUCUGUUGCAGGCAAGGUGGAGCUGCUACGAGUGCAGAUGCGUCAAUGGCCGAUGGGUUCUGAGGUGGAGGUCUGGGUGCGGGAGUACAAUAGCAAGUAUCAUCCCUCAUCGUCACCGACGGAAACGUCGUUGCAAGAAAUCUCGCUGUUAGCAACGUAGCCUCAGCCAAACCUCUUCUCUCUGUCCUUCUCCAGUCUCCAAAGAAGCACCGACUGGUCCAGGAGAUGCAACAGAGGCUAUUCCAUCCCAAUGCAAAGUCCCAACGAGCGAAGAGUAUGCCUUUCGAGAGUUUCCACACAUCUCUUCCAGCUCUUAUGUCUCAAUAAAGCUUUUGCAAAAGUCGGUGGCCUCGUUUUGUCCAAAAAGAAAUUUAAAAGCACCCUCGUAAACUGGGUGGCUUAAAAACAGCCUGCAAGGAUGAAGGCAGAAAGCAGCAGUUCUGCUUUGUUCGUUUGUUGAACUUUAUGAAUUACUUCUGUUGAAAUCUAUGAUUUGAUACAAUCAAUAGUAUACCUUAUUUGUCUAAGAACACAGCCGGUUACGUCUUGUGUGUUUACUGAUUACAAAGCAGCUCACUAGCAAAGCUGGUAGAGUAUGCAUUUGAAAGAGACGCUGCAAAACAAUUUCACAACAACAUGGCAAAACAAUAGCAAAUAUAGUAACAUACAACCCCCCCCCCCCCAUUUUGAUACUAUAAAUAUAACCUUUAAAGCCCUAAACGGCCGCAGCUUAGUAUACCUGAAGAAGCGUCUCCACCCCCAUCAUUCUGCCCAGACACUGAGGUCCAGCUCCGAGGGCCUUCUGGCGGUUCCCUCCCUGCGAGAAGUGAGUUACAGGGAACCAGGCAGAGGGCCUUCUCGGUGGUGGCGCCCGCCCUGUGGAACGCCCUCCCAUCAGAUAUCAAGGAGAUAAACAACUCUCUGACUUUUAGAAGACAUCUGAAGGCAGCCCUUUUCAGGGAAGUUUUUAAUGUUUGAUGUUUUAUCUCUCUUUUUUUUAUUAUUAUCAUUAAUUCUGUUGGGAGCCAGCCAGAUGGAUGGGGUAUACAUUUAUUAUUAUUAUUAUUAUUAUUAUUAUUAACUUAAAUGACACGCAGCAUCCAUGAGCAAAAAUAACCAGGAGCUUCACAGUUUCAGCUUAGUCCUAGAACCAACCCUCCCAUCUUUUCACAGCUGAUUUCUGGGAACAAGGAGGAGGAAAUAAGCAGAACCAUUUUUGCACUGGCCAAGCUUGUAGAAGCCAUGAGAGGGGCAAGAACACACUCUCUUAGGGUAUAGUUUUCUGCACAGCUUCCCUUGAGGACUACUGUAUACAGUAAACCAUAUUUCUUGAAGGCAGUAACCCCCAAUAUAACCUCACAUGCACACAGUUGAUUUAAAACUGGACAGUUUGUCUGUUUUUCUGGGAGAAGCUACUGGUUUGGACUGAAUUCUGCAAAAUUCUGAAUAAAUGUUAUGGAGAACAGCCAGUGGAAGGGAGGACAUCUGCUUGGAGUGCAGAAAGUCUCAGGUUCAAUUUCCAACAUGUUCAGACAGGGCUGGGAGAGACUCCUUGCCUGAAACCCUGGGGAGAUGCUGCCAGCCAGCCACCUAUAUUGAGCUAGAUGUAUGAGGCAGAUUCCUUUGUUGUGGCAGGACUUCGGCUCAGUGGUCGAGGAUCUGCUUUGUCCGUGGAAGGUUCCAGAUUCGAUCUCUGAUCUCUUCGGGUCGGAUUACGGGGGGGGUGUCCCUUUUCUUAAAUGUUGAAGAGCAGCUUCUAGUCAGUGCAGGUAAUAUUUACUUAUUUCAUAAAGUUUAUACACUGCUUGAGUGUUGAAAGAAGAAGAGAAGAAGAAGAGUUUGGAUUUGAUAUCCCGCCUUUCACUCCCUUUAAGGAGUCUCAAAGCGGCUAACAUUCUCCUUUCCCUUCCUCCCCCACAACAAACACUCUGUGAGGUGAGUGGGGCUGAGAGACUUCAAAGAAGUGUGACUAGCCCAAGGUCACCCAGCAGCUGCAUGUGGAGGAGCGGAGACGCGAACCCGGUUCCCCAGAUUACAAGACUACCGCUCUUAACCACUACACCACACUGGCUCUCACACUGAACAACAACCCACGACCGUCAAAGUAGUUUGCAAGAUACAAAGCAAUAAAAUUAUCCAAAGGCGAAAUGAACAACAAUAAAAAUAAUAAUAGAUUAAAUCGCCCAUCAACUUUCUAAAUAUCCAGACAGGCUUGCCUAAGAGAUGUUUUUAGCAGGCACCAAGAAGUGCAUAGUGAAGGCCCCUUCCAGAUUUCAAGUGGCAGGGAGUUCCAAAGUUUAGCUGAAAUAUAGAUUUGUUAUUUCUUCAUAUUUAUCCAUUCUUAAUUUGCGUCGACAUGCAAUUCGUUCGUAUGUAGCUAAUCUGCCCAUAUCAUCAAUCCAUGUGCUCAGUGGAAUCUUUUUGCAGCUCUUCCAAUUCACCAAAACAAGUUUUUUUGCUUCUAAUAUAGCACGGCACAUCCAUAUUUUUUUUUUACCCCUUGUAAUCUCCCACGUUUCCGGAAUAUAAUUUAGAAUUAAAUUCAAUUCCCCUAAAUAACAAAAUCUUUUUUGUUACCUUUGCUAUAAAUAUCCUCACCUCGCUUCCUUCCAGAACAAAUCUGGAAGGAAUAUUUAAGCGAUAAGGCGGAUAGUGGUGGGAAGUAGGGGGAGGAGAGAGAGGUGGGGAAAUAUUGUUAAAAAGCUGUAGUCAUAGGUAUAUAUAUAUAAAAGUAAAAAGUUAGAGUUGUUACACAUGCGGAGAUAGAAAAUAUGGAUAGACCCGUGGUCUGACUUGAUGCAACGCAGUUCCUUAUGUCCUUCUGAAGCCAGCAGCGUCUUUUAUUCCUUAUUCCCCCAUCAAGGCCCCAACCCAACUGUCAGCCCACAACGUUCAUGCCAUGGGGAAACCCUGAGGUUCCAACGGCUGAAGAGGUGGUUUCAUGAUGUUCCUCUCCGCCCUGGAGCAGGACUUCCUUCCAACUUUGAGGAUAGAUGACAGCCCUGAAACUUCUCCCCUUCUCCUCAUUCUCUCUAGGUCGCCAUGCCCAAAUCCAGACCCAACAAGCUGCGCAGCUUCUGGCUGCUGGUGCUGCUGGUGGGCUUGGUGGUGUGGGGGGCUGUAGCCCUACAGGAAGACUCAGCUCCAAGAAGCUCCAUCUUGAGGGAAGGAGAUGGAGGCCCCGAGGAUGCAAGCAACCAGGAGAUACAGGUGGGUGCUGAGAUACUGUAUAAAGGACCUCUUGCAUCAAAGUCCAUCUCGCCAGAGUGGUGCAUGUUCUGGUUAUCUCCCGCUUGGACUACUGCAAUGCACUCUACAUGGGGCUACCUUUGAAGGUGACCCAGAAACUACAACUAAUCCAGAAUGUGGCAGCCAGACUGGGGACUGAGAGUGACCACUGAGACCAUAUAACACCCAUCUUGAAAGACCUACCAUAUUUUUCGCACCAUAGGACGCACCGGACAAUAGGACGCACUUUGUUUUAGAGGGGGGAGAACAAGAAAAAAAAAUUCUCCCCCUCUCUGCCCAGUGCCCCUUCAGUGAAGUGGCAGGAGGCGCUGCGCAGAGAGGGGGAGAACUUUCCCCCUCUUGUUUUCCCGCUCUAAAACAAGGUGCCGUUUAAGGUGCGUUCAGGCGGCUACUUGAGGCCUGGAGAGCGAGAGGGGUCGAUGUGCACUGACCCCUCUCGCUCUCCAGGCUUCAGGUUCUUCGACCUGCUCUUUGGGGCUGGCGGGGAAGCCCACCACCAGCCCCAAAGAGCAGGUCAGGGAGCAGCGGAAAGGCGCAGCGGAGAGGCUCCUGCCAGAGCCGCGCGUCACCUCUCCCGCCGGGAGAGGGUCGCGGGGGGCUGCUUUCGUCCCGCGCGCGCUCUCCCGGCUGGAUAGGUGACGCGCGGCUAUGGCAAGAGCCUCAACAGCCGCGCGUCACCUCUCCAGCCGGGAGAGGGUCGCGGGGCUAUGGCGUCUUCGCUCCAUAGGACGCACACACAUUUUCCCUUCAUUUUUGAAGGGGAAAAAGUGCGUCCUAUGGAGCGAAAAAUACGGUACAUUGGCUCCCAGUACGUUUCCGAGCACAAUUCAAAGUGUUGGUGCUGACCUUUAAAGCCCUCAAUGGCCUCGGUCCAGUAUACCUGAAGGAGCGUCAAGGGAACCAGGCAGAGGGCUUUCUCGGUGGUGGUGCCCACCCUGUAGAACGCCCUCCCCCCAGACUUCAAGGAGAUAAACAACUACCAGUACGGUAUAAUAAUAAUAAUAAUAAUAAUAAUAAUAAUAAUAAUUUAUUUAUACCCCGCCCAUCUGGCUGGGUUUCCCCAGCCACUCUGGGCGGCUUCCAACAAAGAUUAAAAGUACAUUAAAACAUCAGUCAUUAAAAGCUUCCCUAAACAGGGCUGCCUUCAGAUGUCUUCUAAAAGUCUGGUAGUUGUUUUUCUCUUGGACAUCUGGUGGGAGGGCGUUCCACAGGGCGGGCACCACUACCGAGAAGGCCCUCUGUCUGGUUCCCUGUAACUUGGCUUCUCGCAGGGAGGGAACCACCAGAAGGCCCUCGGAGCUGGACCUCAGUGUCCCGGCUGGACAAUGGGGGUGGAGACGCUCCUUCAGAAUAAUGCUCAGAAUUUUUGUGUGUGUGUUUGGUUGUGGGUAUAGGAGGGGUAGUAAAGGUAAAGGUAAAGGUGUCCCUGACCGUAAGGUCCAGUCACAGACGACUCUGGGGUUUCGUGCUCAUCUCGCUCUAUAGGCCGAGGGAGCCGACGUUUGUCCGCAGACAGCUUCUGGGUCAUGUGGACAGCAUGACUAAGCCGCUUCUGGCGAACCAGAGCAGCGCACGGAAACGCCGUUUACCUUCCCGCUGGAGUGGUACCUAUUUAUCUACUUGCACUUUGACGUGCUUUCAAACUGCUAUGUGGGCAGGAGCAGGGACCGAGCAAUGGGAGCUCACCCCAUGGCGGGGAUUUGAACUGCCGACCUUCCGAUCAGCAAGCCCUUGGCUCAGUGGUUUAGACCACAGUGCCACCCGCGUCCCACAUAGGGGUAGUAGUAACUCCCAACUUCUACCCCCUGACUCUGCCAUGUUCAUUCUCCCAUGGACCUUCCUUCCACAGGGUUUGAGGGUCAGGAGGUCCACUAGAUGGAGAUGGUUUACCUGCGCUUUCGUCAGAUGGGUGAACGGCUGGAGGAUUGUCACAAUUCGUCCAGGAUGCCUCAGCGCCUUGAGAGGCCGCUAAAAGUCUCGAGGCGAUCUGAAAAGGAAGCGUUAACAGCAUCAAAGCACCCCCGUCGCCCGGUGGUCUUCUGGGAAAUUCACAAACAGGUGGAACCAGCUUUGCAAGAACCCGACGACGCUGCAACGUCCCUGCGCUGUUGUCUUUCGGGGGAAACAAAGGCUUGUUUUAGCCGCCAACCAAAAACACCCCUCUUUUCCCAGACCUUUGGCUAAUUAAACAAUCGAUAGCCUUGCAAACUGUGUGUGUGCAUGUGAGGUUAUUUAUUGGGGUGGGGGCUGCUGUCUUCGGGAAAUAGUACACAGUAGUCUUCAAGGGAGGCUGUGCAGAAAUGAAACCCUAAGACAGUGUCUCCUUGCCUCUCUCAUAGCUUCUACAAGCUUGGUUCCAAAGAAGUCAGUCACUCAUGGCCAGGGCCGGAUUUAGGUUUGAUGCGGCCCUCAGCUAUUGAAGGUGAUGGGGCCCUUGAGAUGUCCAGCUGUCCUUUGUCAACAACAAAUUGUCGCUGUUUUUUGUGUUGAAUAUAUGCUAUAUGGGACGCGGGUGGCACUGUGGGUUAAACCACAGAGCCUAGGACUUGCCGAUCAGAAGGUCGGCGGUUCAAAUCCCCGCGACCAGGUGAGCUCCCAUUGCUCGGUCCCGGCUCCUGCCAACCUAGCAGUUCAAAAGCACGUCAAAGUACAAGUAGAUAAAGAGGUACCGCUUCGGCGGGACGUAAACGGCGUUUCUGUGCGCUGCUCUGGUUCGCCAGAAGCGGCUUAGUCAUGCUGGCCACAUGACCCAGAAGCUGUACGCCGGCUCCCUCGGCUAAUAAAGCGAGAUGAGUGCAGCAACCCCAGAGUCGGUCACUACUGGACCUAAUGGUCAGGGGUCCCUUUACCUUUACCUUUUAUAUUCUAUAUAGUAAUUUUUGGACCAAAUAAGUAUCUCAAGCCAUUUGCACAUAACAAAAAUAUGUAUUUUAGCAAAGUAAUUGUUACAACCAGUCCACGUAGAAUGUAGGCACCCUAUACAGCGGUACCUCAGGUUACAGAUGCUUCAGGUUACAGACGCUUCAGGUUGCAGACUCCGCUAACCCGGAAAUAGUACCUCGGGUUAAGAACUUUGCUUCAGGAUAAGAACAGAAAUUGGGUGGCGGCGGCGCAGCGGCGACGGGAGGCCCCUAUAGCUAAAGUGGUACCUCAGGUUAAGAACAGUUUCAGGUUAAGAACGGACCUCCAGAACAAAUUAAGUUCUUAACCCGAGGUACCACUGUAUAUAGAAAUGAGCAAACCAGUGAUAUUUGAAGGAUCAGGCUAGCAGGCGGGGACCAUUCCUUACACAACACAAAACACUGUUGCUGUAUGUAGGUUUUAUUUUAUUUGUUUUAUAUUUUGGAAAUGUACAUCCAGGUUUUUUUCCCUUUAAAUUUUUGGGGCCCCCAAGAGAAUGUGGCCCUAAGCUAUAGCUAUAGUGGGGUAUCAAUAAAUUAUCACCAUCAUCAUCAUCAUCAUCAUCACCAUCAUCUCACAGGGCCACUUGCAUUCCCAGAAGAUGCAGUCUAAGCAUUCCUAGGCUUCCAGAGUUCUGAGAGCACCUUACAGGGCAAGCAAAUAUUUUAGCUUUGCCUUUCGCUGAUUUAAGUCGGCGGGUCAACUUUCCCACUUCAUUCAUUUAUUUUUUAAAGAAACAUGCCAUUUACUGAUUUUCACAGAAGAAGAAUAAAAACGAACAAAGCAAAACUUUUUCUUCUUCUUCUUUUCAUUCCGCCGUGGCUGUUUUCCGCAGCUCACGGUCCCAAACGAAUCCACAUCUAAAGUUCUGCCAGGAUGGAGGCGAUAUAUUUUCCAGGACGAUAUCAAAUUCCACAAAGCCUUUUGCCAGAUCUGAGCUUCACGUAUCGCUUUCCUGGCGAUGGAAGCCGAUGCAACCGGAGAGUCUCAUUUUUGCAGCUCUCUUUCUCCUCUCGCGGCCUGAAAAUCCUUCCUUGCCCGCCCUAUUUUAAAACAACAACAACCUUGUCUUCUUCGAUGUGAUGGGAGGCUCUUGGGAAACAUCUCCUGCUGCGAUGCCCUGUGGAAGGGGCCUUUCUGCUGCAGGGUGGGCUUCAAGUCUUGGGAAAUAGGACAGCGGCCACAAACCUCCCUUUGUGAGGCCUGCCAGGAAACCCUUGCCAUGGGAUCACCUGCUCAGGUGAGCUCCGCCUUCCGGGCAAGAGAAACAGUGAACACCCCCAAGAGCUCCUUGCAAAAUCCUGGUUCCUCCGAAUGUAGGAGAUGAAGGGAAUUUACCUCCAUCUCCUGAUUCUCGGGGUCUUGGCUGCAGCUGCCGUGGCGAGGCCAAGCCAGCAAAGAACGAUGGCAAAGGAAGGAGUGGACAUUGUACAAAGACAGGACAGAGGGAUGGUACAAGGGGAUGCAAGGCAGCUGCUAGCUAUGGUAAGGCCAGACCCUCCAGGUGUCUCUAUUUUCUAGGGGCAGUCCUGGAUUUACAGAAGUUCCUGAUUUGAUCCCAGAAGGUCCAGCUUUUCCUUAGGAUGUCCCUAUUUUCAUUGAAGAAAUGAUGGAGGCCAUGUGACCUUGGAGCCAAGGAGAUAAGUAACCUUUAGGUAAAGGUAAAGGGACCUCUGACCAUUAGGUCCCGUCGUGGCCGACUCUGGGGUUGUGGCGCUCAUCUCGCUUUAUUGGCCGGGUCAUGUGGCCAGCAUUAAGCCGCUUCUGGCGAACCAGAGCAGCGCACGGAAACGCUGUUUACCUUCCCGCCAGAAUGAUACCUCUUUAUCUACUUGCACUUUGACGUGAUUUUGAACUGCUAGGUUGGCAGGAGCAGGGACCGAGCAACGGGAGCUCACCCCGUCGCAGUGAUUCGAACCGCCAACCUUCUGAUUGGCAAGCCCUAGGCUCUGUGGUUUAACCCACAGCGCCACCCGCGUCCCUCUAAAGUAACCUUUAGAAGACAUUUAAAGGGACGUUUCUUAAUGCUCAUUGUUUUAUUAUGUUUCCCUCCCCAAAAUUUUUAAAAUUUAUUUUCCAGAUUUUUCACACAGAAAAAAGGAAAAAAAAAACAUGACAAAACACACAACAAAGACAAUAAACUAAACACAUAAAAAAAUUAUUACUUCAAAUACCUAAAUCUCUUAACAUUGGUAACUGACAUCCUCGGAUCCCCUCUAUCUGAAUUUCAUUAUAUCACCUGUAUAACAGUUCUCCAAUUUCAUAUUUCUAAUAAUAUUAACUCCUUUCAUUAACUAACCUCUUCUCCUUUAUUAUUCUUCUAAUCAUUAAUAUUUACUACCACAUAUUCUUAUUCUACCCCUAAGCCUAUUUGUUACUUCCAAUAAUUUUCUAUUUAUCUUAUAUUACAAAAUGUUUUAUUAUGUUUUUAUAUAUGCUGGAAGUCACCCAGAGCGGCUGGGGGAACUCAGGCAGAUGGCCGGGAUAUUAUUAUUAUUAUUAUUAUUAUUAUUAUUAUUAUUAUUAAAUAGGACGUCCCUAUUUUGAUCAAAGAAAUGUUGGAAGGUAUGUAACUCAAACUACCCCUUUCCGUCUUUUUUACUCUGACAACGAGGAAUCAGAGGCAACAUAAUGGAUGUUUAUCAAAGAUUAACAUCCUGAUGCAACAAAAGAGACCAUUGUUCUAGGUCAUGUUCUCAUAUCUUAUUAUCUGGAUUACUAUUACAGUCUUGUUCAGAUGCUAAUUCUGUUUAUAUUGUAAACCGCACUGUGAUCUUCGGAUGAAGGGCAGUCUAGAAAUUUAAGUAAUAAUAAUUCACAGUGGCGAAAGAUAGAACGGUUUAUUAUUACCUACUAUGGAAGAACGGUUAUUGAAAUUAUUGGAUUUGGCUGGGAUGACAGAGCUGAUGUGUUUACUUAGAGAAAAAUCCUUGUUGACAUUUAUUAAUGAGUGGAAACUCCUUAUGGGCUUUCUGCCCCAAAGUGAGCCUGUGAUAUCUGGCUUUGAGGAAUGAAAAAAGUUUGUUUUUAGGGAAAGUUCGGUUUAUGGGAACCUGGAACUGAGCGUUCCAGUUUGCAAAUGUUCUUUGGAACCCAAAUGUCCGACAUGGCUUCUGUGGCUUCUGAUUGGUUGCAGGAGCUUCCUGCAGCCAAUCGGAAGCCGUGCCUUGGUUUCUGAAAGUUUUGGAAGUCGAACGGACUUCCGGAACGAAUUCCGUUCUACUUCCGAGGUACUGCUGUACUGCAAAGGGAAGUAAAAAUGUAUUAAUAUUGAUUAUCCUAUAGCACUGACAUGUUACAAGGGGGUGAAGGGCAUACAAUAUGGCAUGUUUAAUUUAAAUUCUGUUUUUUUGGCAUGUGUUUGUAAUAUAUAAAUAUUAAUAAAAAACAUUUUAAAAACAGGGUGGCAGAAAAUGAAAGGGUCCACUUCCACCAUGUGGCCUCUGACAGGUUAGACAUGGUAGAAGUUUAUAAAAUUAUACUAGCAAGUUGAAAGUAGAGAGGGAAAAUUUUCCUUCCCUCUCUCUUAACUCAAAUACAUCCAUUGAAGAGGAAUGUUGGAAUAUUCAGGACCGAUCAAAGACAUAGCUGUCAAUGUUUCCCCCCUUUUUAAGGGAAAUUCCCUUAUUCUGAAUAGAAUUUGUUAUGUACUGAAGUUCUCACCCUGGGCCAGCAGGGGGAUACUGUAGAUAGUUUUCUCUCAGGUCCACAUAUGCAAAUAAGGGAUCGAAAGUGACGUUCAGUGAUUGGAUAGUUACAGAAAAUGGUUACUGUUGCGUUGUAGUGGAGCUCUAUAUAAGCAGGCUGGCUGAACCCUUCAGUUCAGUUCUGUUCUGGCCUGUGAAUAAACAAGAGCUGUUUGAAGAAUCGCUGUGUCGUCUGAUAUGUUCACUCACAACUUAACAGAAUUCCUCGCAAGAAAAGGGAAAAGUUGACAGCUAUGAUGAAAGAGACAACUUCUUCAAGCAGCUGCGUAGCUAAACUACAGAAAUCGAGUUCUAGUGUUCUGAGAGAGGAAGAAAGAACUUUCUUUGACUAAGUAAUAACACUCUAAAUCCCCUUCUUUUUAUUUCCUCUCUCGAUCUCAGGACCCGAGAGGGCAGAGGUCCGGGAAGGGGAAGAAGAGGAAGGGCUGGAACACAGGAUCCAUUGCGAUUCUGGGCUCCAACGUGGCCCAGGGGUUCAAAGGCUGAGGAGCCGUUCUCUUGGAGCAGAGAGGAACCGGUCGAGAGGCAGGAAUCCAUUAUCCUGGACGUCUCCACGAGGGCGAGAGGGUGACCUCAAGGAACUCAGCACACCUGUGGGACAGAGAUGGCCCAGCAGAAAUGGAUGGGGGGCUCCAGGAGGUGACACCCCCUUCUCCAGCCUCUCCAAUUUUCCAGAUGCCAAUGUAAUCUUUCCCAGUUCUCGUGGUGGCGGAGGAGAGAUGUUUUCUAUCAAUAAAUCUCCCGUAGAGACUGAGCUCGCCUUGCCUCGUGGCUGUUUAUUUGCACGCAGGUUGGAGCUUGAGGAUGGAGGGCCAAGUCCUGGGCCGGCUAACCCCCACCCCUGUGCUUUGUGUUGAUGUUUAGUCAUUUAGUCGUGUCCGCCUCUUCGUGACCCCAUGGACCAGAGCAUGCCAGGCACUCCUGUCUUCAACUGCCUCCCGCAGCUUGGUCAAACUCAUGCUGGUAGCUCCGAGAACACUGUCCAACCACCUCGUCCUCUGUCGUCCCCUUCUCCUUGUGCCUUCCAUCUUUCCCAACAUCAGGGUCUUUUCCAGGGAGUCUUCUCUUCUCAUGAGGUGGCCAAAGUCUGGGAGCCUCAGCUUCAGAAUCUGUCCUUCCAGUGAGCACUCAGGGCUGAUUUCCUUCAGAAUGGAUGUGUUUGAUCUUCUUUAAGUCCAUGGGACUCUCAAGGUCUCCUCCAGCACCAUAAUUCAAAAGCAUCCAUUCUUCGGCGAUCAGCCUUCUUUAUGGUCCAGCUCUCACUUCCAUACAUCACUACUGGGAAAACCAUAGCUUUAACUAUACGGACCUUUGUCGGCAAGGUGAUGUCUCUGCUUUUUAAGAUGCUGUCUAGUUUAAGAUGCUGUGACUUUGCCACUAGAUGUCACUAAGAGACCACGUUGCGGCUGAUCUUUGAGAGCGACUGAGAGUCAUAGAAUUGUACAGUUGGAAGGGACCCUGAGGAUUAUGUAGUUAGUACAAUGCGGAGCAGAUCCUGGCAGCGAUUUGGUAAGUUCUACUUGCAAGGUGUCCCAAGGGCAAUUUGUAACAUAGGCAGCCAACCCGUGUCCCAGCUCUGCAGCUCCACCAAUUUAACCGAUGUCCUCUUGAAGUUUAAUCCUGCGUUUAAUGACCAGGCUGAGGUGCAUUUGUGAUUAAAUCUGUCUGGCCUGACUCUUCCCUAAGCACAGACUUCCCAAGCCAGUGCUAUUUUUCUAGAAAAAUAACUCUAUCUUAAACGCCUCUCUUGUUCUCUUAGAAUAGGUGUCACCUAAGAGGAGCCAAAAGGGACGCAGGUGGCGCUGUGGGUUAAACCACAGAGCCUAGGACUUGCCGAUCAGAAGGUUGGCGGUUUGAAUCCCCGCGACGGACUGAGCUCCCAUUGCUCGGUCCCAGCUCCUGCCAACCUAGCAGUUCGAAAUCACGCCAGUGCAUGUAGAUAAAUAGGUACCACUCCGGCGGGAAGGUAAACGGCGUUUCCGUGCGCUGCUCUGGUUUGCCAGAAGUGGCUUAGUCAUGCUGGCCACAUGACCCGGAAGCUGUAUUCUGGCUCCCUCGGCCAAUAAAGCGAGAUGAGCGCCGCAACCUCAGAGUUGGUCACGACUGGACCUAAUGGUCAAGGGUCCCUUUACCUUAAGAGGAGCCAAAACUGGCUGGGGAAAAAACCCCUGUCCACGCACUGAUUAAGUAAGAUGUGCAUGUAUUUUGCGGCCAACUACUGUACUUUUCUGUGUAUAAGACUAGGGUUUCUUUUUUAUAAACUAUGCUAAAAAGUGGGGGCUGUCUUAUACAUGGAUUGUGCAUAGGGUGGACGUUUGAUUGGUUGCAGCUGCGACUGUCAGCGGCUAGGGGGCGUGUUAUUGGUUGCUGCGUCAAUAGCUGGUGUUGAUUGGCUGAUGCGGUGGCAAUUGGGUGGGUGAUUGACAGCUUCUGCCGGUGAGGGGACAGACGAGAGGCAGAUUUAGAGACGCGUGCAGGUGAGCGAUUUCUGGCAACCCCCCCUGAAAAAGCUCAAAAAUCCUGGGUAAUCUCCCCGCAGAAAGCUCAACAACUCUGAGCCAUCUCCCCCCAUUUUCUUAAAUUUGAGCCCCCCAAAAUAGAGGGCGUCUUAUACGUCGGGGCUUCUUAUACACGGAAAAGUAUGGUAUUUUGUGCAAAUGUCCAGGGCAGCUGUUUACCAGCUCCAUCUGGUACACAGGCUGAGACCCUAUCUGCCUGCGGACUGCCUCGCCAGAGUGGCACAUGCUCUGGUUAUCUGCAAUGCGCUCUACAUGGGGCUACCUUUGAAGGUGACCCGGAAACUACAACAAAUCCAGAACACGCCAGCCAGACUGGUGACUGGGAGUGGCCGCCAAGACCAUAUAACACCUGUCUUGAAAGACCUACAUUGGCUCCCAGUACGUUUCCGAGCACAAUUCAAAGUGUUGGUGCUGACCUGUAAAGCCCUAAACGGCCUCAGUCCAGUAUACCUGAAGGAGCGUCUCCACCCCCAUCAUCCAGCCCGGACACUGAGGUCCGGCGCUGAGGGCCUUCUGGCGGUUCCCUCCCUGCGAGAAGCGAGGUUACAGGGAACCAGGCAGAGGGCCUUCUCGGUAGUGGUGCCCGCCCUGUGGAACGCCCUCCCACCAGAUGUCAAAGAGAACAACAACUAUCUGACUUUUAGAAGACAUCUGAAGGCAGCCCUGUUUAGGGAAGCUUUUAAUGUUUGAUAUAUGACAGUAUUUUAAUAUUUUUUUGGAAGCCGCCCAGUGUGGCUGGGGAAGCCCAGCCAGAUGGGCGGGGUAUAAAUAAUAAAUUAUUAUUAUUAUUAUUAUUAUUAUUAUUAUUAUUAUUAAUGCUGCAGAAAAACUCUCGUGUACGAGGUGCAGCCAGCCCACAAUAAAAUACCCAUCUGGAAGCUCUCGCUCUCUCAGCAACGAAAAGCAUUUGUGAAAAAUCUAGGGCACCAUCCAAUCAAUACUUUCUAGGGCAAAAUUUGGAAAUGGGCUGGGUUUGGGGCGUGUGUGAAUCAAGCACACCUGUUUUUGUCCCCAACCAUGGCAAACAGAGGAGCAGAUGGGCCAUUGGCCACUUAACAGCCACUGGCAGAUGGGAGUAAAAUCCUUGAUAAAUGUUUAGCUUCCCUUUUACAGCCAGUAAAUUCCAAUUAGCAUUUUCCAAUAUAGGUGCUCAACACGCUCAGUUUUAAUAUACAAUCUGGAUUUAUCUCCGGCUGCCAAUGGACAAGCAAAAACUCGCCGGAACACGAGAUGCUGGAUCAGGUCGGUGGUCUGAGAGACAGUGUUGUGUAGUGGUUUGAGCGUUACGCUAGGAUCUGGGAGACAAGGGUUCGAAUUCCUACUGGGCCAUGACAUUCACUGGGUGUAACAUUGAACCAAUCGCUGUCUUCUCUCUUUAUAUAUAUAUAUAUAUUUAUUGAUUUUUUUUUUAAAAAUAAUUUUUAUUGAAUGAUUUUAUGUUACAAAAAACAAUACAACCAUACUACCACUAAAUAUAAUUAAGAAAUAAAAAUUGCAUACACCAAUAUUUAGUUUAUUGAUUUUUAACAUAUCAUUUUUCAACAAUCAUUUAACACAAUUUCAUAUUUUAUACAAUUUUUUUUGACUUCCAUCAAUCGCACCCGAAAAUUUUCCAAUCUUUUCCACUUAAUUUACAUUUCUUAAUUUCACCAUUACUUUUAAUUAUCUUAACUAAUAACUCUCUUCAUAACCUUCCUUGCAAUAUUUCAUAUGUUCCUCCUUACGAAACUUCUUGUAAUCCUACUAGCCUAACCUGUUGAUUACAAUUGCUUUUCAAAUAGUUCACAUAUUUAUUCCAGUCUUCUGAGAAUCUCUGGUCCCGCAGGUUUCGUUCCCGCCCCCCCAAUAAUUUUUUUAUUGUUUUCAUCGAACAUACACUUAUAAUACAAAUAUGUCACAUAAUUAUCUUUAGCUCUGCUGAGCUUCGGACUUCCCUCCACCCCUUCGGUAAGUAUCGUAUAAUUUCUAACAUCGCGUAUUCUAUUUAGUUAACUUUAUUUUUACCAUAAGUUGUAAGAAUUAUUCCAGCCCUGCCAGUGUCUUUAGGGUUUUACAAUUAUCUGUUAUAUACACCAUAUAUUUACUCCAGCUUUCUCAGUCUCAGUCAGUUUUAUUACUCCAGCUUUCUUGAAACUUCCGUUCAUCCUGGUCUCGUAUUUUUCCUGACAAUCUGGCCAGUUCUGCCUAACUCAUCAUGUUAACCUGCCAUUCCGCAAUGGUGGGUAUUACAUCUGUUUUCCAGUUCUGGGCCAGCAUAAUUCUUGCUGCCACCGUGGCAUAUGGAAAAAGUUUUUGAUCCUUUUUUUUUUUUUACAGUGGUACCUCAGGUUACAUACUCUUCAGGUUACAUACGCUUCAGGUUACAGACUCCGCUAACCCAGAAAUAACCUUGGGUUAAGAACUUUGCUUCAGGAUGAGAACAGAAAUUGGGCUCCGGCGGCGCAGUGGCAGUGGGAGGCCCCAUUAGCUAAAGUGGUGCUUCAGGUUAAGAACAGUUUCAGGUUAAGAACGGACCUCCGGAACGAAUUAAGUACUUAACCCGAGGUAUCACUGUAUUUCCUUCCCCAUCAAUCCCAGUAGAAAGGCUUUGGGCUUUUUUGAGAAAGUGUACUUAAAGAUUUUUUUGAGUUCAUUGUAAAUUAUUUCCCAAUUUUUUUUCACUUUACCACAGGUCCACCACUUGUGGUAAAGAUCUCCCUCCGCUUCUCUACAUUUCCAACAUUUCUUAUUUUUAUUCUGUACAUCUUUGCCAAUUUUGCCGGCGUAAGAUGCCACCUAUAAAUCAUUUUCCAUAGAUUCUCCUUCAAUGCUGUACAAGGUGUAAAUUUCAUAUUUACAUUCCAUAGUUCAUGCCAUGCAUCUAAUUCAAUAUUAUAUCCAAAAUCAGUGGUCCUGCAGGUUUCGAAUCCUUCCUGUCAUCUUACCUAAUUCUGCAUAGUCCAUUAAUUUUCAUCUGCCAUUCUUCUUCCGUCGGUAAUUCUUCUUGCUUCCAUUUCUGGGCCAACAAUACUCUUGCAAUCGCUGUCUUCUCUCAGCCUAACCUAAACAGAGGAUGGAUGGCCAAUUGUGAGGGAAUUAUUUAGCUGAGAUUCCUGCAUUGCAGGGGGUUGGAAUAGAUGACCCUCACAGUCCCUUCCAUCUCUACAAUUCUAUGAUUCCUUGCCUUGCGAGCUGCCUUCUUUCCUUUGACUCUCAUCUGUCUCAUUCCCUGCACUUACCGUAUUUUUCGCUCUAUAAGAUACACCAGACCACAAGUUUUUGGAGGAGGAAAACAAGAAAAAAAAUAUUCUGAAUCUCAGAAGCCAGAACAGCAAGAAGGAUUGCUGUGCAGUGAAAGCAGCAAUCCCUCUUGCUGUUCUGGCUUCUGGGAUAGCUGCGCAGCCUGCAUUCACUCCAUAACACACACACACAUUCCCCCUUACUUUUUAGGAGGGAAAAAGUGAGUCUUAUAGAGCAAAAAAUACGGUAAUUCCGCUUAUUUCUUCUCUUCCUCUUCCCCCAACUCCUUGUCCAGUUUUACAGCUCACAGGCCAGAACAAAGCACACUGUAAAAUGUGCAAAUCUCUGUUCGCAGCCGAGUUGUCGGCAACCUCCAUUAACUUUCUCGUAAUAAAUAUUAUUUAACGGUGUCCCCUCGCACGGAACUGGGGGUGGUGUUGGUUCAAAGGCAAGAGAGAGAGAGAGAGAGAGCAAGAGAUUGGAGGAGUGAAAUCAACACCGCAACAUGCGAGGCUGUAAAACAAGGAAUCAUUACACUCAAAUUGCUUUUUCACAGGGAGACUUGAUGGAGAAGAAAAGGGAAAUUGGACAGCCAGGGGUGGAAGGGGAUAUGAGAAAAUGGGGAGCGGGCAUUAGGGUGAACUUUCUCAACAUCAACUUCGUUGGACUGGUCAUAUUGUGCGGGUGCCCGAUGAUCUUCUUCCAAAGCAACUACUCUAUUCCGAACUUAAAAAUGGAAAGCGUAGUGCGGUGGUCAACAAAAGAGGUUUAAAGACUGUCUCAAGGCAAAUCUAAAAAAAGGUAGUAUGAACACCGACAACUGGGGAACACUGGCUUGCGAGUGCUCCAGUUGGAGAACAGCCUUUUCCAAAGGUGUCGUGGGCUUUGAAGACACUCAAACUCAGGAUGCAAGGGAGAAACGUGAUAAGAGGAAGGAACGCUUGGCAAACCCUCACCAGGAGCAACUCCCGCCCGGAAACCAAUGUCCCCACUGUAGAAGGAUGUGUGGAUCCAGAAUUGGCCUCCAUAGUCACUUACGGACUCACUGUUAAAACCGUGUUUAUGGAAGACGAUCUUACUCGGCUACGAGGGAUCGCGGAAGAAGAAGAAGAAGAAGAAGAAGAAGAAGAAGAAGAAGAAGAAGAAGAAGAAGAACUUUCUCAGAAAUUGGGUGGUGCCAUUAUAUAAUUCUAUGACUGCGAUGGCCACUUGGAAUACCGUGCUUCAGUUCUGGUUGCCUCCCCUCAAAAAGGACAUUGUAGAGUUGAAAAAGGUCCCAAAAAUGCUCAGUGGGGAUGGAAUAACUGGGGUUCACAAGCAUUGCUGUACAUAGUGUUUUGCCGCUGGUGCUGGGGUCUUGUGCAAUGGCUCCUCGCACCGCUGCGAGCCCCUGCGGGGUGACUUCUUGUCACCCCCGCAGACAUGGCACCCGGGGCGAAAUGCCCCCCCCGCUCCCCAUUGCGACGUCACUGGGUCAGACCACACCUGGAAUACUGUGUCCAGUUCUGGGUGCCACCAUUUAAGAAGGAUGUUGGCAAGCUGGAAGGUGGGCAGAGGAGGGAGACCAAGACGAUCAAGGGUCUGGAAACUAAGCCUUAUGAUGAAUGGUUGAAGGAGCUGGGGAUGUUUAGCCUGGAAAAGGGGAGACUGAGAGGAGAUAUGAUUUUCAUUUUCAAAUAUCUUAUUUAUUUUUUACUUUUUUUACUUUUUUUCAAAUUUAAUCUUUAUUGGUUUUGCAAUUACAUACUACACGUACACAUAUUGUAUUACAUUUUACAUUUAUGCUUGCUCCUAGGAGCUGACUUCCUUCCUUCCUUCUUCUGGCUUUUUUAUAUCGCCUUUAAAUUUUUCGCAUUGUCUUUGUCCAUUUCGUAUAUUGUUGUUCUGUUUCGGCAUUUAUCCAUAAAGCGUAUGUAAACAAAUAAAACCUUCUCUAUAUACCAUUGCAUCUUCAAAUAUCUUAAGGGAUGUCACACGGAAGAGGGAACAAGUUUCUCCUACUUUGGAGGGUAGGACUCGAACCCAUGGCUUCAAGUCACAAGGAAGUAGAUCUCAACAUCUUUCUGACAGCAAGGGCUGUUCAGCAGUGGAACAUUCUCCCUCAGAAGGUGGUGGACUCUCCUUCCUUGGAGGUUUUUAAGCAGAGGUUGGCUGGCCAUCUGUCAUGGAUGCUUUAGCUGAGAUUCCUGCAUUGCGGGGGUCAGACUAGAUGACCCUUGGGUCCCUUCCAGCUCUACAAUUCUAUGUUUCUGUUACAAAUAUCCUUUUUGGAAAUGCUAGAGGUUGAACUUUAGAACUUCCAGACACAAAACCAGUGAUCUUCCUCUGUGCUGUAUUCAUUUUACAUUGCGAUGGCGUCAGAUUGGGCUCUUCUGCCAACACGGCAUCCUGGGACCACGAGUGGCGUAAAACCACAGACUGUGACUUUUGCUGGCUGUACAGCCUUCAUUCUGGAUCUGCCUGAAGCUGCCGGUAUUAUGGCUCAGAAAGCCCCGGGUAUUACCUGCGGUUUAGGGAUUUGAAGUUAAUUAAUUGAGCAAAAACACGCUGUUUCUCAUUAAUAAAUGGUGUUAUUGGAUUAUUUUUAUAUGUAUUUGAUGACGGAGGAGUUGCCUCAGGCAAAAUCUAGGAAUUUACUUCCCACUGUGGAAGGACAUGUGGAUCCAGAAUUGGCCUCCACGGUCACAGUUUACGGACUCACUGUUAAAACCAUGUUUAUGGAAGACAAUCUUACUCGGCUACGAGGGAUCGCAGCCAGGGACAGAGAACUUGAAAGUGUUAAGAUCAGAAGGCAGAAAAUAUGAAAACAAUGAAAAGAGGCAGGAAUGAAGAUUUGGAGAUAUGCUUCAGAGGUCCAGCCUGGAAAAAUUAAUAAUUACAAUUUGGACUACACUGGUACCUCGGGCUAAGUACUUAAUUCGUUCUGGAGGUCCGUUCUUAACCUGAAACUGUUCUUAACCUCAAGCACCACUUUAGCUAAUGGGGCCUCCUGCUGCUGCCGGGCCGCCGGAGCACGACUUCUGUUCUCAUCCUGAAGCAAAGUUCUUAACCUGAAGCAUUAUUUCUGGGUUAGCGGAGUCUGUAACCUGAAGCGUAUGUAACCUGAAGCAUAUGUAACCUGAGGUACCACUGUAUAAUUGGUCAUUUUAAAAAAACAUUUUAGUUUAGUAUUUUUAAUUGGAUUAUGAUUCGGAUAUGUUGAUUGUCUGUUUUUAUUGGAAAAUCAAUAAAAAAUAUUAAUUUUUUUAAAAAAAAAGAGGGAUCGCCAAAGUAGAAGAAGAAAGGUUCCAAUUACAUCACUGUCCAGGCAGAAUACCUUCUGCAAAAACAACAGAACUUUCCCCCCUCUUUCCUUUCCUCCCCCCACAUCUGCUUUGGGGGUUCCCACAAUCCUCUGGGGCAGAUGUAGAAUUGGUGCAGGGAUUCAGGUGGAGGAGAGGGUGGGGCAGUUACGCUGAACUUUCAGAAAUUAUUCCACACAUGCAACAACUUGCAAAGGCGAGUUUCCGCUGAAGAGAACAGAAUUGUUCUUCCACCAUUCCUCUCCUGUCUUCGUGUUUUUUCUAUAUUUAAUAAACUUGCAAGGAAAGUCGAUACAAAAAAAGACAAUGAGAAGCACUGAUUUAAUAACUCCAAAAACUCACAUUUGUCCACCUGUUUCUCUAACAACCCAAUUUCCCUUUUCAAUCUUCUUGCUUUAUGACUGACACCGGAGAUGAUUCUUUCUUUCCACGAUUUCCUCUCUUCCUGAAUGUGCGCGAUGUUUUCUGUAUUCAGCUUGCUCCUUUGCAAACGCCAUCUGCCUCUGCUCCUCUGCAAAUCUCUUUUAAUAAAACUGCAUCUGCACCUCUGCUCGCUUCUUCUAAUCCUUCUGCGUCUCAGCUGCUUUUUAAAUUAUUAUUUACAGCUUCUGCAGGACAGUGGAUGGGGCUGCGGUACCAAUAAGCUCUGAGAGGAGCUGGCACAAAAAACAGACGCCCGCUUUCUCUUCCUCGCAUCUCCUUCCUCAGUCAAUUUCCCAGGUCCAGUUCCUGGCCUCCUCAAUGAAAAGUCUCUGUGCUGGUCCCGUGGGUUACCCGAGAGGCAAGGUCCAAGUCCGGUCCGUGGUCAAAGGUGCAACGUGGAGGCAGUCCGUAGUAGCUGAAGAUGCGUGCAGGGCAGGGAGUCGGAUGAAGUCAGGAACAGGCUUGCAAGCAGGAAGCCAGGGCGGGUCAGGAGCUCAGGGAGGAAAGCAAGAGAGGGUUCAGGCAGGAACUAGCAGGGACGUGGGUGGCACUGUGGGUUAAACCACAGAGCCUAGGACUUGCUGAUCAGAAGGUCGUGGUUCGAAUCCCCGCGACGGGGUGAGCUCCCGUUGCUCGGUCCCUGCUCCUGCCCACCUAGCAGUUCGAAAGCACGUCAAAGUGCAAGUAGAUAAAUAGGUACCACUCUGGUGGGAAGGUAAACGGCGUUUCCGUGCUCUGCUCUGUUUCGCCAGAAGCGGCUUAGUCAUGCUGGCCACAUGACCCAGAAGCUGUACGCAGGCUCCCUCGGCCAAUAAAGCGAGAUGAGCGCCGCAACCCCAGAGUCAGCCACGACUGGACCUAAUGGUCAGGGGUCCCUUUACCUUUACCUAGCAACCAACAAUGUUGCUCCUGCAACUUGGGACUGGGGCUGGCUGGCUUUUAUCUCCCCCGAGGCAUAGGGCAGCCCUGAUGCUCUGGUGACUCACCUCUCCUGGCCUGGAGGCGAGCACUCCUCCUGCGAGAACUUAGUUCCCUCCGCCUCUCUGCCCUGAGCCUCUGCAGCUCAGGAGAGGCUGGAGGGCUACCGGACCCAGAGGCAACCUCAGCUUCCUCUGACGGGGCUGAGAGUGGAGCACCUGCAGGCAAUGGGUCCUCCAUCACCUCAGGAGCCAGAGCAGACUCAGCUGAUGCCUGCACUUGAGGAUCCAGCACAGGUGAGGACCCUUCAGGCUCAAGUCCCAGCCCCGGCUCAGCUGGUUCUGGAGGCGGGGACUCCUGUGCAGGCUGGAAUCCCUCAGGUUCAUCCGAAUCCCAGGCCAUCACAGUCUCUCUGGAUUAGGAUAGGAGAGCUACAUUCGGACCCCAAAACUUCCUGAGAUAGGGUUGUGGCUGCCGAGACCAUAUGACACUGGUCUUGAAAGACCUACAAUGGCUCCCAGUACGUUUCCGAGCACAAUUCAAAGUGUUGGUGCUGACCUUUAAAGCCCUGAACAGCCUCGGCCCAGUGUACCUGAAGGAGCGUCUCCACCUCCAUCGUUCUGCCCGGACACUGAGGUCCAGCUCUGAGGGCCUUCUGGCAGUUCCCUCACUGCGAGAAGCCAGCUUACAGGGAACCAGGCAGAGGGCCUUCUCGGUAGUGGCCCCCGCCCUGUGGAAUGCCCUCCCACCAGAUGACAAAGAAAAAAACAACUACCAGACUUUUCGAAGACAACUGAAGGCAGCCGUAUUUAGGGAAGCUUUUAAUGUUUAAUAGGUUAUUGUAUUUUAAUAUUUGGUUGGAAGCCUCCCAGAGUGGCUGGGGAAGCCCAGCCAGAUGUGCGGGGUAUAAAUAAUAAAUUAUUAUUAUUAUUAUUGCAAGCUUCCAGUCUCAAUGGCCAGAGCCAGGCAAGGUGAGAUGACUGUCUAUGGUGUAAGGAUCGACAGGGGCAGACCGAUCUGGCUUCCAAGGAAUGCAUCACCUGCCACCACCGCCACCAUGGUAACAAUGACAGUUAUGGCACAGCCCUUGGAGGCAGGAUUUCUUCCUCCUUGGUGUCAUCCUGCCUACAAGCCUUAGGAGGAAUUAUUGAAGGAGCUGGAUGUUUAGACUGGGAAAGUGGAGACUGAGAGGAGAUAUGAGAGCCAUCUUUAAAUAUCUCAGGGGCUGUCCCACGGAAGAGGGGGACAUGCUUGUUUCCUCCUGCUCUGGAGGGUGGGACUCGAACCCAUGGCUUCAAGUUACAAGAAAGGAGAUUCCAAUUACAGUGGUACCUCAGGUUACAUACGCUUCAGUUUACAUACGCUUCAGGUUACAGACUCUGCUAACCCAGAAACAGUGCUUCAGGUUAAGAACUUUGCUUCAGGAUGAGAACAGAAAUCGUGCUCCGGCGGCGCGGCGGCAGCAGCGGGAGGCCCUAUUAGCUAAAAUGGUGCUUCAGGUUAAGAACAGUUUCAGGUUAAGAACGGACCUCCGGAACGAAUUAAGUACUUAACCCGAGGUACCACUGUACAGUGGCACCUUGGUUCUCAAACUUAAUCUGUUCUGGAAGUCCGUUCCAAAACCAAAGCGUCCCUAAACAAGGCUGCUUUCAGAUGUCUUCUAAAAGUCAGAUAGUUGCCGCAUUCUGGAUUAGUUGUAGUUUCAGGGUCACCUUCAAAGGUAGCCCCACGUAGAGCGCAUUGCAGUAGUCCAACCCCCUGCAAUGCAGGAAUCUUUUGUCCAACGUGAGGCUCGAACCCGGGACCCUGGAAUUAAGCAUCUCAUGCUCUUCCGUCUGAGCUAUCCCAGCUGAUUUCUUAAGAAGAAACGCAGACACAGUGGUAGGUAAGUAGCUGGUCCCUGGUGGAGCCACCAGCCUUCUGAUUCGAUGCAAUCCUCUACUUCGAAAACCCUCCUAAUGCCCCGCUUGAAAAACCCAUCCAAAAUCUGGUCUGCAAUAAAAAUGCAAGGUUAUUGAGUGACUCUUGAUCCCUUUUGCCUUGAGUCUCAUUUCACUCUGUAUUGACAUUAUGCCAGGGCAGCUGAUCGGAUUAUAAAUAGCCUCUGCCUCUCUACUUGAUUGCAGCUCUGCCAAGUCUGAGCUCCCAAUUUUCAUUUGUUUCUUCCAAAGUCUUUGCAAAGUGCAUCUCCCCUUUCGGAAUUAUGGUUGGCCUUCAACAAUUCGGAGAGGUCAGGAGUACUAAAACGCAACCAUCAAACCUGAGAUCGUCCUCUGCAAACUGAGUGAGGAGCCUGGAAUUUAAUUUCUGGGCCUCCCCGAUGGUGAUUUUGAGCCAGGGAUGGACAAACCAGUCCUGUUCCCAUUCCUCACGGCCCUCCACCUCUGAUAUCCCCCUCAUUUCUCCAUAAAUAUGAGAAAUAACCCCCACUUUCCCCUCUUGCACUUUUAUAUGUGUUACCGUAUUUUUCGCUCCAUAAGACGCACCUAGUUUUUAGAGGGGGAAUGCAAGAAAAUAAAUAUUCUUUAAAGGGAGCGCUGAGAAGAACCUGUGUGCAUCCCAGGCUCUGCUCAGCACUCCCUUUCACGAGCCGCGUGGAGCGUGUGUGCGGCUCUUGGGGGCUUUUCCGGGAGGUGGGGGAAGGGACAGAGGGGCUAAGCCAGAAGCUAGAACAGCAAGAGGGAGCGCUGUGCAACGAUUCCUCUCGCUGUUCUGGCUUCUGGGAUAGCUGCGCAGCCUGCAUUCACUCCGUAAGAUGCACACACAUUUCCCCUUACUUUUUAGGAGGGGAAAAGUGCAUCUUAUAGAGCGAAAAAUACGGUCAAGUCCCACAGGGCCCUUGUCUCUUGUGACAGAGCGUCCCACCAAGUCGGGGCCAGUACUGGAAAGGCCCUGGCCCUAGUUGAGACCAACCUAACCACCUUGCGACCAGGGACCUCCAAAAUGUUGUCAUUUGUGGACCUUAAGCUCCUCUGUGAGGCAUAGCAGGAGAAGCGGUCCUGUAGGUACGUGGGUCCUAGGCCGCAUAGGGCUUUAAAGGUCAAAACCAGCACCUUAAAGCUGACCCUGUACACCACUGGGAGCUAGCGCAGCCCCGAAAUUUGGAAUCCCCUACAAGCUCUUGCCAGAGUUUUGCAGUGUUUUGCAGCCAAUCCCCCCCACAUUUUGCAACAACCCUCAAGCUGAGUAUGUGAUGCUCAAACUUAGGGUCAUAGCUAUCACCCCCAAAACCCCACGUUGAUGCGAUUCACUCCAGACAAGUGCCACAGUUUGGCAAUAGUUUUACGGCUUUUGUCCGAGAAAGCCCUGUAUUUUGCAGUGCCCCACAAACUGAGCAAUCGAUACUCAAACCUAGGGUCAUAGCGAUCGCUCCUAAACCCAAAAUUGUCCGACUGGGCCUCAUUGUUAACGGUGAACAGGGAAAGGGUCUUGUGAACAAUCGCAGUUACUGGCAAAUCACAGACUAACAACUGUGGCAGAGCAGAGAGAAAGAACAAGAGAGAGGAAACAGGAACAUUUGUAGCUCGGAGCUAUUCCGGCGAAGCGAUCCAAGAUAAUGUUUUUCAUUGAUCACAAAAUCUGACAAUCACUUCUUCGUCUUGUGAACUUCUUCUUUGUUUUAUUAUAUUUUUCUUUGGCAACUCAAACAAGAGCGGUUUCGUUGGCUUGCAGGCAAUAUUCUGCGCUCGCGAUGGAAAUACAAAUGUUCUCAACUCAUUCGCGACAGCCUCUCCCCCUUUUUCCUUUCUCUUGCCGCAGUUUGACGUUCUUGCUCCGGCGGUUUAAGUUCUCGCCGGUGGAUGCGAUCAGUUCUUUGCAUGGGGAACCUUUGGGGCUGAAUUGUAAAUGCAGAAUGGAAAAGUUGUAGCAUUUAAUUCUGUUAUGUACUGAAGUUCUCAGCCUGGGCCAGCAGGGGGAUACUGUAGAUAGUUAUGCAAAUGAAGGAUCGAAAGUGACGUUCAGUGAUUGGAUAGUUUUAGAAAGUUGCAACAGUUACAUUGUUCUGGAGCUCUAUAUAAGCAGGCUGACUGAGCUCCUCAGUUCAGUUCUGUUCCAGCUUACAAAUAAAGAGCUUCUUUGGAAGAAUCGCUGUGUCGUCUGAUAUGUUCGCCCACAACAUAACAAAUUCCCCUCAGGAAGAAAAGGUCAUAUCACCCGUGGGGCUUUUCAAUUUAGAGCAGGGGUCAGCAAACUUUUUCAGCAGCGGGCUGGUCCACUGUCCCUCAGACCUUGUGGGGGGUUGGACUAUAUUUUGAAGGAAAAAAAUGAAUGAAUUCCUGUGCCCCAUAAAUAACCCAGAGAUGCAUUUUAAAUGAAAGGACACAUUCUACUCAUGUAAAAACAUGCUGAUUCUUGGACCGUCCGUGGGCCAGAUUUAGAAGGCAAUUGGGCCGGAUCUGGCCCCCGGGCCUUAGUUUGCCUACCCAUGGUUUAGAGUAAAGUCGAGUAAGUUGGGACAUGAUUGAAGCGUAUUGUUAUGGGUUAGUGGGGGAACAGGGAUCCCCCAGAUCCCUGGGGGCAAGAUUCCCAUACCAUCCAACAUUUUCUGUCCCUGCCCCCACCCCUCACCUGCCCAGGCUGCCUUGGCCCACUGCCACCACUGCCAUGCACUGCCUCUACUGACUGCUGUGGUCUAAACCACUGAGCCUCUUGGGCUUGCCGAUCAAAAGGUCGGCGGUUCAAAUCCCCGCAACGGGGUGAGCUCCUGUUGCUCGGUCCCUGCUCCUGCCAACCUAGCAGUUCGAAAGCACACCGGUGCAAGUAGAUAAAUAGGUACUGCUGUGAUGGGAAAGUAAAUGGUGUUUCUGUGCACUCUGGCACUCGUCAUGGUGUCCUGUUGUGCCAGAAGCGGUUUAGUCCUCCUGGCCACAUGACCCAGAAAUCUGUCUGUGGACAAAGGCCGGCUCCCUUGGCCUGAAAGCGAGAUGAGCGCUGCAACCCCAUAGUCGCCUUUGACUGGACUUCACCAUCCAGGGGUCCUUUACCUUUUACCUGCCACCAACUGACUUACCUUUGCCGGCUCGCCACUGCCUCCAUGAACCCAAAGCCUCUGCCUCUUCCUCCAUGAGGUCUACCAAGGAACUUCAGAGUGUCUCUUUGACAUUGCCAGUGUGCCUCUCAGAAGGUGCCCAGAUUUUUAAUUGAUAAGAAAUAUUGUACAUUAGAAAACAAAAAGAACUCCUUACAGUGUUUGAUUCAUAACAUAGAACACAAGUAUAUACAGUGGUACCUUGGGUUACAGACACUUCAGGUUACAGACUCCACUAACCCAGAAAUAGUAACUCGGGUUAAGAACUUUGCUUCAGGAUGAGAACAGAAAUUGCAGGGUGGCAGCGGGAGGCCCCAUUAGCUACAGUGGUGCUUCAGGUUAAGAACAGUUUCAGGUUAAGAACGGACCUCCAGAACGAAUAAAGGUCUUAACCAGAGGUACCACUGUACAGUGGUACCUUGGUUCUCAAGCACCUUGGUUUCAAAAUGCCAAAAACCUGGAAGUGUUCCAGUUUCCGAAUGUUUUUCAGAAGCCGAACGUCCGAUGCGGCUGUCGGUUAUUGUUUCUGGGGCGUCUGCACCAAUCAGAAGCUGCACCUUGGUUUUCAGACAUUUCAGAAGUCAAACGGACUUCCGGAAUGGAUUAAGUUUGGUGCUUUUGUUUUUGCUAUUCAUUUUGCGUUUAUGUGGCUUUUUUGGUUAAUUUGUUUUUGUGGCUGUGUAGAACCCAGUUCCGCUACUGAUUGAUUGAUUGAUUGAUUGCGUAACUGCGGAAAUGGAUAAAAGCCCCCCAUCCAAACAAUGACUAUCAUCAGUGCAAGUAAGGAUUUUUUUUUUUUAAUCAUCUACAAUACAGUCUAAUUUAUUUUAUAGUACAGUACAGUGAAUAUUGCUUUCAUUUUAUGGAUCAAUGGUCUCGUUUGAUAGUGAAAUCCAUGUUAAAUUGCUGUUUUGAAGAUUAUUUUUAAAAGUUUGGAACUGAUUAAUCCCUUUUGUAUUACUUUCUAUGGGAAAGCACGCCUUGGUUUUGGAACGCUUUGCUUUUGGAACGGACUUCCGGAACGGAUUAAGCUUGAGAACCAAGGUGCCACUGUAUAUUUAUAAUCUUUAUGAAGAAUAUUACAAGUUAAAGUAAAAAAGAAAAAGAGAAAAAGAAAGAAAAAUAGUAUAUGAAACAUUCUGAAAGGCAGAGGAAAACAAUAACAAUAAGACCAUAACAUUUCAUUAAGGUUACGGAACCAUAUAACAUAGAUGGAAAUGAACGGACUUAUUGUUUCCCUCACAUAUACGGUAUAUUGAAUCAUGGGUCAAUAUCAUUUCAAUAAAUAUGUUCCAAAUAUCAUUAAAUUUGUGCAUACGUAAUCUCCACUUGUGGGACGCGGGUGGCGCUGUGGGUUAAACCACAGAGCUUAGGACUUGUUGAUCAGAAGGUCGGCGGUUCGAAUCCCCGCAAUGACGGGGUGAGCUCCCAUUGCUCGGUCCCUGCUCCUGCCAACCUAGCACUUCGAAAGCACGUCAAAUUGCAAGUAGAUCAAUAGGUACCAAUCCGGCGGGAAGGUAAACGGCGUUUCCGUGCGCUGCUCUGGUUCGCCAGAGGCGGCUUGGUCAUGCUGGCCACAUGACCCGGAAGCUGUACGCCGGCUCCCUUGGCCAAUAAAGCAAGAUGAGCGCCGCAACCCCAGAGUCGGUCACGACUGGACCUCAUGGUCAGGGGUGCCUUUACCUUUACCUUUAAUCUCCACUUGAAAGUGAUCCGUUUGUAGGUUGCAAGAGUUGUUAUGUCCUCUAUCUGUUGAUCAAAAGAGGCCAUAUUCUUGUCCUUCCAAUGUAUCAAUAUCCUUGCAGGUGUAAUUGCACAGAGAAUCCAUUUGCGCUGACAACUGCUUUAUAAUGCGAUCGCAAGACACCCAGAAAGUAUAAAACGAUGCAGCUACAUAAGAAGAUGAGUCGUUCGCUGUGGCAAAUGCUUCCUCUCUCUCUUUCACUUUGCUGAUCCGGUAAGUACUUUAUUGUGUGUGGUUGGGAUAGGACUGACUAUAAAACAGUGCGUGGGUUUGCAAAAUAAGGAACCCAAAGUUCUUUCCACUAAAAGCGCACGCCCAUUAGCCGGGAGAUGUAAAAAGGAGGUAAUGAUUGGGAUGGAUGAGAUAAAUGGAGAAGUAUUCUUCAGCUGUUAAGGUAUAAAGAGCCCUACUUUUCUUAUCUUACGGGGCUGAACUCUGCAAAUGAGCUUGGUAAAGCUUCAUUUGCCAGAAUCAAGAGCCCUCACCAACUGAUGCAUUUUGGCAUUGGUGCAAAUUGGGUAUCCAUUUAUUUAAGACAAUUCCUGAUGAAAGGAAUCUGUGGACCUGCCAAGGAACUGAUUAGAUUCAUAACUGAGUCAUCUACAGUUUGACAGAUCACUCUCUUUCCCGGGCUAAGAAGAAAAAAUGGUGAAAACAGGUUAUUUAUUGGGACAGUGUGAUUUUUGAAGCUGCUGUUAAAGUUGCAAAACAGUGAAGCAAUGGAGAAAUUUAUUGAAACGACAAUGGGAUAUUAGCUCCGCCCAAGGCAUGAUGGAGAACAGCAAUAACCAGGGGAAGAUAGACAUAAUAUUUUACGAGGACAGGAAGAAACAUUACGGACAGAAUAAUUGCCACAAACAUGAAGAACAAGGAUAUAGUUUGAGUGCUUCACUUGCAGCUUCAUAAAUCAUUUAAUGUGUCAACAUGAAGUGAAGUUAUUAAUAUUGCAGUUCUUGUAUGUGGGAUUAUUAUUUUGACUGGAAUGUAAUUGAAAUUAAUAAGAUUUUGGAAUGCAGAAAUAAAGAAAAUAAUCAAACCAUCAAUUCUAGCACAUGGGGGGGGGGACCCAAAUUACAUAGUUUGGUAUUUGAACGAUUGGUAUUAGUAAUUGUAUUAUAAUUUGGUAUUGUUAUAAUGAGGCUAUUAUUGGACUGUACAGCAGUACCUUGGUUCUCAAACUUAAUCCGUUCUGGAAGUCCAUUCCAAAACCAAAGCGGUCCUAAACCAAGGCGUACUUUCCCAUAGAAAGUAAUGCAAAACGGAUUAAUCUGUUCCAGACUUUUAAAAACAACCCCUAAAACAGCAAUUUAACAUGAAUUUUACUAUCUAAUGAGACCAUCGAUCCAGUGGUCAGGGAUGAUGGGAGUUGUAGUCCCAAAAUAUCUGGAGGGCCGAGUUUGCCUAUGCCUGAUUUAUACCCCACACAUCUUACUGGGUUCCCCCAGCCACUUUGGGCAGCUUCCAACAUACAUUGGAACCUCGGUUUUCAAACGUAAUCCGCUCGGGAAGACCGUUCAACUUCUGAAACCUUCGAAAACCUGAAAACUCAAUACGGAAGCCUCAAUACAACAGGGAAACUCAAAACAAAAGCCGUGUAGCAUGUUCGCCGUCUGAAAAUCAUUAAAAAACCAGAGCAGUUACUUCUGGGUUUUCAGAGUUUGAAAGUCAGAACGUUUGACUACGGAGGUGUUUGACAAAUGAGGUUCCAUUGUAUAUAAAAACAUAAUAGAACAUUAAAAAGCUUCUCUAUACAGGAUAGCCAUCAGACAGCUUAGGGGUCGGAUAGCUCCAUACCCUUCAACAUUUCCCCGGUGAAAAUAGGGACAUCCUAAGGAAAAGUGGGACAUUCCGGGACAGCUUCUGUAAAUCAGGGACAUCCCUGGAAAAUAGCAAAACAUCCCAGGCUGGCCCUGCCUGCCUGUAGUGGCCAUCGAAUUGGGAAGCACAUGCUGUCAGUGUUGGAAAAGCAAAGGUCCUGACUUCCUUGGUCUCCUCAGCCUGGUCCUCGGACCCUUGUCGGCAUAAAGGAGUCCAAGAGAAGAGUACCGUAUUUUUCACUCUAUAAGACGCACCAGACCAUAGUUUUCGGAGGAGGAAAACAAGACAAAAAAUAUUCUAAAUCUCAGAAGCCAGAACAGCAAGAGGGAUCGCUGCGCAGUGAAAGCAGCAAUCCCUCUCGCUGUUCUGGCUUCUGGGAUAGCUGCGCAGCCUGCAUUCACUCCAUAAGACGCACACACAUUUCCCCUUACUUUUUAGGAGGGAAAAAGUGAGUCUUAUAGAGCAAAAAAUAUGGUGUUUUCUGCUUUUAUUCUAAAAAGUCUUUAUCUGCAAAACGACCGACCAACUGUACACACAUUAACACUACUAGUUUUCUUGUUUAUUAAUGUGAUUUUAUUCUUUCUGAAACUUUAAUAAAUAUUAAUUAAAAAAAUAAAAUAAUGGUUAUGUUUAAAAGGUUACAGUUGUUUAAAACAAGUGAGAAAUGCAUCAUUCCUUGUAAAGGGCUACUGCUGGAAAAAGGGAAAUUGAAAAACAACAUUUUAACCAUUGUGGCCCGAAGAGCACAAGUUAAUAUAAAAAUAAAAAGCUCAUCAUUAGAAGGAAAAAAAAACAACACUACUAGCUUUCACCAACCAACCCACACCAACACAAUCAAUGACCACUCUAUAUAUACAGGUACAAUUAGCUGAAAGGUUGCGUGAGUCAUUGUAGGCCAUUGACUCAUGCUGACUUAGUUCUUUUAGCAUUAAAGAAACAGCGGUCAAUUUUUAGCCGUGACACAUGCUUCUGACAGCUAGCACAGGAAGUCAGAGGCUUGCUUCCCCGUACUUCUUCAUUCAAUGUGAGAUCGGUCCUCAUUUCCUGGAACCUGUCACUGCCUCUGGGCUCCCACUGUAUAAUGAUCCAAUUAAAAUGUGGAGGCUUCUUAAUCAGGGCAAAACCACAGGUAAUCCACCAGGUAUCAAAAACACCUCUUUUUGCAGCUGUGAUUAUAGUUGCAGCUGCUCUUGGAACACUUUGGAGCCUCACAGCUCUCCCCUUUUGAUGCAAAUAUCACUAAACAUCAUGCAUGUAUAUCAGAUUCAGAUUGGCUUACAUCCUGUAGGAGGGAUGACAGCAAGGAGCCGAGGUUGGGGGUGAGGGAACGAAGGAUCAAAGGGAAAAAUAAGAAUCGUUCUGUUAUGGAAAAAAUUCCGGGGUGAGAGACUACUCAACAGCUUUGCUUAUUGGGGUGUAAGUCCCCUGUGGGUCCCUGGGGUCAGUAAAAGAAGGAAGUUCCAGCCAAGCAAUUUGGAGCAAAACAGUCGUCAGUAGACCAUGAUCUUUCUUGUUGCGCAACAGGUCCCCACAAGAGUAAGAACCCCGAGCAUGGGGUGACACCCUCUUUUAAAACUUUCCUCUUUUCCCCAGAAUACAAUCCGAGAGGCAUCAUUGAUACAUCAUCACUAGCAUGUCACAAAUGGGGAGAGGUAUACAAGAGUUACACAAGUUCAACAUUAGGUCACUUUAUCAAACACCUUUCCCAACACCUCUGUUAUGUACUAAGCUUGGAUCCUAGAACAAUAGGCAGGUAGGAUCCUUGUUGCUGCUUAGUCAUUUAGUCGUGUCCGACUCUUCGUGACCCCAUGGACCAGAGCACGCCAGGCCCUCCUGUCUUCCACUGCCUCCCCCAGUUUGGUCAAACUCAUGCUGGUAGCUUCGAGAACACUGUCCCACCAUCUCAUCCUCUGCCGUCCCCUUCUCCUUGUGCCCACCAUCUUUCCCAACAUCAGGGUCUUUUCCAGGGAGUCUUCUCUUCUCAUGAGGUGGCCAAAGGAUUGGAGCCUCAGCUUCAGGAUCGGUCCUUCCAAUGAGCACUCAGGGCUGAUUUCCUUCAGAAUGGAGAGGUUUGAUCUUCUUGCAGUCCAUGGGACUCUCAAGAGUCUCCUCCAGCACCAUAAUUCAAAAGCAUCAAUUCUUUGGCGAUCAGCCUUCUUUAUGGUCCAGCUCUCACUUCCAUACAUCACUACUGGGAAAACCAUAGCUUUUACUAUACGGACCUUAGGUAGGAUCCCAGAAUGCAACAACUGAUUGGCUUGCAGGAGAAGACCAAUCAGGCUCCAGGAGGGAAGUCGAAUCAGCCUAUCGGAUGGGACUCAUUGUGUAAAUACAGUGAUACCUCUGGUUACGUACUUAAUUCGUUCCGGAGGUCCGUUCUUAACCCGAAGCACUACUUGAGCUAAUGGGGCCUCCCGCUGCCACUGCGCAAUUUCUGUUCUCAUCCUGAAGCAAAGUUCUUAACCCGAGGUACUAUUUCUGGGUUAGCAGAGUCUGUAACCUGAAGCGUCUGUAACCCGAGGUACCACUGUAAUGUAUAUAAAAGCCUGAGGUUUGGGAGGAAAUUCAGUCACUGUUUUACAAGCUGCAAUAAAGAGCAUGAAAUCACUGCAGGACUCUGAGGAUAUUUCAACCUCUUAAGUACCUGUCACUGAAAGAACAAGGAAACUCUUUCCAUCUCCUUGCCCUCAGAACUUGUCUGGAGAUGGGCUUUCAGAACACCUGACUUGCUCAACUGCCUCUGAGGAUGUCUAGUAUUGCCCCCUGCUCACUCCCUGGGCCUUAUAUGUGCUCUCACUCUUGGGGAAUUAUGGUGGGAUGCCCUGUUCCUGCUGCCUACGUGACUUCCUGCUUCCUGGUUCAUGGAGGGAGGUGGAGCCCAAAUCCACCUUUCUUUAAGGGUUAAAAUGGCACUAGAAUGAGGAGAGUCGGUUACAGUUUGGAUUUUGCACUAAUUUAUAAAGCUAGGUGAAAUAUACUCGGAGUCGAGCGUGGAUUUCAUGCGCUUUAUUCAGCUCAUAGUAGUGAGGAAUGGAAUUUCCCCCGAAAUGUCUGCUUUAUGUACAUUAUUUACACAAUGGGCCCCACGUGAUUGGCUAAUUCUGGGAUUCUCCUGUAGGCCAAUCAGCUUGCGGAUUCACUUCCACCUGGAGUUGGAUUGGGUGGCUCCUGCGGACCAAUCAGACUGCUGCAUUCUGAAUCCUACUGUUCUAGGACCAGUCAGAUCCUAUUCAACUCAGUACAUAACACUAGGUAUCUUCCCUGAAUGGGAUGUGGGUGGCGCUGUGGUCUAAACCACAGAGCCUCUUGGGCUUGCUGAUUGGAAGGUCGGCGGUUCGAAUCCCCCCGACGGGGUGAGCUCCCGUUGCUCGGUCCCUGCUCCUGCCAACCUAGCAGUUCGAAAGCAUGUCAAAGUGCAAGUAGAUAAAUAGGUACAGCUCUGGCGGGAAGGUAAACGGCGUUUCCGUGCGCUGCUCUGGUUUGCCAGAAGCGGCUUAGUCAUGCUGACCACAUGACCCGGAAGCUGUACGCCGGCUCCCUCGGCCAAGAAAGCGAGAUGAGCGCCGCAACCCCAGAGUCGGCCAUGACUGGACCUAAUGGUCAGGGGUCCCUUUACCUUUACCCAACAACUUUAAAGAUGUGCCCCCCCCGUCAUUUCCAUUACAGCUCCAUGAGGAGAUUUCACCCCUCCCAUAUCCAAGAAUCUCCUGAGGAAACUGCUGAUUCUCCAGAGAGGAGGAGGCGUGUUCUGCUCUCUACUUAUUCUGCUCCAGCACCAAAUCAGUCAGUCAGUCAGUGUCGGAGAGAGAGAGAGAGAGACUGAGUGUUAGAGAUCGUGUGUAGAGAUAAGGUUGCUGCUAAGAGCAGCUGCAGACACUCAGUGCAGUACAGCAUUUAUUUAUGCUUAGACCUAUUUAGCUCUGUAUAUAGUUGUAUAAUAGUUAUAGAUAGAAUAAAGAAGAUAUUCUACAGAGCUGCUCUCUGAGUUGUUUAUAUACUCUGCUAGAGUUUGCUGUACUCUGCUGUGCGACGACUGUCUUCUUGUUGGAGUGAAUCCGGUGCUCACAACUCUGAGCUGUGAGUCCACAGCACUUUGACCUGUUCCUGUGCAGAAGGUGGUCUCUGGAAGUGCUACCCAGCUCGCCUAGCCCAGUCGGGGCUGAAGUGGAUGAGUCCAGUUGGUGGCACUGGCUCAAGGGCGAUGCUGACAGUAUCCGAAGUCUAGUUUUUAAUGUUUGGCCUGGGUACUUGGAAAUCUUGAGAUGCUAAGUGGACCCUCCAGACGAGCGCAGGCCAAACUCUCAGACUACAAGUGGGCUGCAAAAGUACUUUGACACGGAAACUGCAGGCCACUCGCUGAAUUAAAUUUCCCCACCGCUAAUUAAAGCACCCGCAAUAUAAUUUUAUUUAACAUACACACAUCCUUGACUCACAUUCUAGCAACACGUGCAGAUUUUACUUUAGGACAGUAGGGCCAUUUGUAGACACAUUCCUGCAAAGUGGUGGUUUUGAGCUACAAAUUGUGGUGUGUGUGUGUGUGUGUAUCAAGGAGACUUUUUCAGCUUUAGGGAAUUAAAAAACCAUGAUACUAAAAUCACAUAUUAAAAUUGCUUGCUAAAAUUACAUGCCUGGGUAGCCUCGCUAAAAUAAAAAGGGUUGUUUUUUUUAAGCAGGCGCUGAAAAGAAUAGCAAUAGUCCCUGUCUAAUAAUAAUUGUGCCUUGUACCUUAUUAUUCCCGUAUGUGAUAAAUAAAAUCCAUUUCCCAGCUAAUUUGUUCUCUAAUUGCCCUCUUUCUCUAGUCAUAAUGAUACUGGCUAGCUUAAGCUGAAUCCCAAAUCCGUAUUAAAUAUUUUUCUGCUUUAAGGGGAUUCCCCCCACGCAAUUCUCGACAGGCAGACUUUCAGGCAGCUGUAAACAAAUGAAUUGCCCUUUAAAUUGUUGUUGUUGUUGUUGUUUAGUCGUUUAGUCGUGUCCGACUCUUCGUGACCCCAUGGACCAGAGCACGCCAGGCAUUCCUGUUUUCCACUGCCUCCCGCAGUUUGGUCAAACUCAUGCUGGUACCUUCCAGAACACUGUCCCACCAUCUACUCCUCUGUCGCCCCCUUCUCCUUGUGCCCUCCAUCUUUCCCAACAUCAGGGUCUUUUCCAGGGAGUCUUCUCUCUCAUGAGGUGGCCAAAGUCUUGGAGCCUCAGCUUCAGGAUCUGUCCUUCCAGUGAGCACUCAGGGCUGAUUUCCUUCAGAAUGGAGAGGUUUGAUCUUCUUGCAGUCCAUGGGACUCUCAAGAGUCUCCUCCAGCACCAUAAUUCAAAAGCAUCCAUUCUUUGGCGAUCAGCCUUCUUUAUGGUCCAGCUCUCACUUCCAUAUAUCACUACUGGGAAAACCAGAGCUUUAACUAUACGGACCUUUGUUGGCAAGGUGAUGUCUCUGCUUUUUAAGAUGCUGUAUAGGAUCAUUCCCUUGCUGUGGCGAAGGAGCUUGAAUAACUCAGAGAAGCUAUGAGCUAUGAUGUGCAGGGCCACCCAAGAUGGACAGGUCAUAGGUGAGAGUUUUUGACCAAACGUGAUCCACCUGGAGCAGGAACCAGCAAGCCACUCCAGUAUCCCUGCCAAGAAAACUUCAUGGACAAAACAACAGGCCCUUUAAAUAGAUGCUUCAUUUAGGUAGGUCGGCAAAAAUGUUUAGCUUUGACUCUGUUGCCCUGACUUGGGGAUAUUUUGACGGUUUCCCUACUUUAUCCUCACAGCAGCCCUGUAAGGUGGGCUCAUCUGAUGGGGAGUGCCUAACCCAGCUUUGCCCACUGAGCCUCACAACCAUUCGAGGGACUGAAGGCGGGUCUUGCCAUUCUAGUUUGACCCUUUCAUCACUGCACCACACUGUGUCAUUUGACCCGGGGAAAUGAGUGAGGAUUCUGUUAAAAAGGGGGCAUGUUAUUCCUUGAAGUAGAUCUACUGUACAGUGGAUCAUAGAAUCAUAGAAUCAUAGAGUUGGAAGAGACCACAAGGGCCAUCGAGUCCAACCCCAUGCCAAGCAGGAAACACCAUCAGAGCACUCCUGACAUAUGGUUGUCAAGCCUCUGCUUAAAGACCUCCAAAGAAGGAGACUCCACCACACUCCUUGGCAGCAAAUUCCACUGUCGAACAGCUCUUACUGUCAGGAAGUUCUUCCUUAAUGUUUAUGUGGAAUCUUCUUUCUUGUAGUUUGGAUCCAUUGCUCCGUGUCCGCUUCUCUGGAGCAGCAGAAAACAACCUUUCUCCCUCCUCUAUGUGACAUCCUUUUAUAUAUUUGAACAUGGCUAUCAUAUCACCCCUUAACCUCCUCUUCUCCAGGCUAAACAUGCCCAGCUCCCUUAGCCGUUCCUCCUAAGGCAUCGUUUCCAGGCCUUUGACCAUUUUGGUUGCCCUCCUCUGGACACGUUCCAGUUUGUCAGUGUCCUUCUUGAACUGUGGUGCCCAGAACUGGACACAGUACUCCAGGUGAGGUCUGACCAGAGCAGAAUACAGUGGCACUAUUACUUCCCUUGAUCUAGAUGCUAUACUCCUAUUGAUGCAGCCCAGAAUUGCAGUGGCUUUUUUAGCUGCCGCGUCACACUGUUGGCUCAUGUCAAGUUUGUGGUCAACCAAGACUCCUAGAUCCUUUUCUUGGGUUGAUGCUUGGGUUGUGAACGUGAUCCGUGCAGGGUGCAUGUUUGCAACCCACAGCAUUCGCAACCCGCGUCUGCGCAAGCGCGGGUGGAGAUUCGGCACUUCUGUGCAGGAGCAAUGCAUGAUUUAGUGCUUCUGCACAUGCGCAACUGCUGAAACCCGGAAGUAACCUGUUCUGGUACUUCUGGGUUUCGGCGGUCCGCAACCCGAAGAAACGCAACCUGAAGCGGCUGUAACCCAAGGCAUGACUGUACUUGAAAAUGAUUUACAGAUGGUAUUUAACUCUGUGUAGACUGUGUAGAGCAUGAUAUCUGUUCUCAUCCUGAAGCAAAGUUCUUAACCCGAGGUACUAUUUCUGGGUUAGUGGAGUCUGUAACCUGAAGCGUCUGUAACCUGAAGCGUCUGUAACCUGAAGCGUCUGUAACCCGAGAUACCACUGUACUAUGUUCUAGUAGCUUUUGAUUUUUUCACCGGUCCACCAAACAUGUACAGUGGUACCUCGGGUUUAGUACUUAAUUCGUUCCAGAGGUCCGUACUUAACCUGAAACUAUUCUUAACUUGAAGCACCACUUUAGCUAAUGGGGCCUCCUGCUGCCGCUGCGCGAUUUCUGUUCUUAUCCUGAAGCAAAGUUCUUAACCUGAAGCACUAUUUCUGGGUUAGUGGAGUGCGUAACCUGAAGUGUAUGUAACCUGAAGCGUAUGUAACCCGAGGUACCACUGUAUAAGUGUCCCCUCUGUUUUACCACACCUCCAGCACAAAUCUGGUUUCAUCACGUUGUCCCGUUGCGCCAGAAGCAGUUUAGUCCUGCUGGCCACAUGACCCGGAAAGCUGUCUGCGGACAAACGUCGGCUCGCUCUUCCUGAAAGCGAGAUGAGCGCCGCAACCCCAGAGUCGCCUUUGACUGGACUUAACCGUCCAGGGGUCCUUUACCUUUACCUUACCAUCUGCAGAUUGGGUGAGCGUCCCCUCGAUUACCUCAUCCAAGUCAGUUAUAAAGUUGUUGAAUGACAAUGUGCCCAGGACGGACCCUUGCAACACCACGCUUGUCGCUAAUGCUGUGCUGUUGCAUCAAUGAAAGCUUUCAAAAUAUCCCCCACCCAAAAAACAAGAUGUCAGUCUGAAGGGACCACAAAUUGAAUCCUUUUAUCCAGUGAGCUGGUUUAACUGCCAGUGAAGCUGAAUUUGUUUGUUUCGGAAUCAGUGCAUUUCCCCCCAGUGAUGAUGCCAAAAGCUGACUUUGCUUCCAGGCCAAACAAGAGACUGGCUCACCCCUCCAAAACCCCCCCUGAUCUCUGGACUGAGUCCCGGGAAUUCCAGCAGGGGAAAGUAAAUAAGGCCUCGGUCUUCAGAUCAACAGCUGGGUUUUUUUUUACGGCUAUAAUAUAAUGAGGUAUAAUUCAUUAAUUUGCCAGGGAAACAGGCGUGUGGUAAAAAAAGUUGGCUUAGAAAGGAGGAGUAAAUCUAUAAUUCUUUGCCCUUCUGGAUGCUGUGCUAAAAUGAAAAUGAUGCUUUUCAGAAUUAUUGCACAGAAUCAAUGCACACAGAAGUGUCAGCCAAUCCUACCCUUUUGCAGGAUACUCCAUUCCAGGGGUCAGCAAACUAAGAGCCCGGAUGUGGCUCCCCAGGCUCAUAAAUCCAGCCCACGGACCCUGCCGCCUGCUUGGUCAGUCCCCGCACCCUGUCGACAUCUCGCCGUGCGGGGACUGACGUCUGUGACGUUGGCACAGCUUCUGGGUGGGCGGCGACGCUGGCACAGCUUCGGAUUGGCUGCAGGAAGCUCCUGCAGGCAAUCCAAAGCCUCACCGGCCGCGGCUGAGGUAAACUCGGGGCGGCCGUGGACGGAGAGUCGGGUGGGCGGGCGACGGGUCUGGGCCGCGCCAUGAGCAUUGUGACGGGCACGUUGUGGGGCUUCAGCCGGAGCUUGAUGUGCCUUUUGCCCUGCGCCUGGUGCCCGGCUCGGUGCUGCUGCUGGUGGCGUGCUUGGCAGCCGCGCUGGAGCAGCUGGAGGGCGCGCUGCGUGCCGUCUGCCCGGCACUCCACCUGCGCGGCCUGCCACCCAACCUGGCCUCAGACGACGGGCCGCAGCACGUGGUGCACGCCAUCUGGGAGCUCCACGGGUAUGGGCCAAUGGAGCAGCUGUGA